AUGGUGCGAACCGCUGUCGUUGCCGCCCCUUCUGCUGCGGGGCUGGCGCCGGGGAGGAACCUUCCUGGCAACGUCAAGGAGGACGCCCUGGAGUACGUCUUCGCGAACUACGGCAAGGCAUUGUCCCGCCGCGCCGCGUGUGCGUUUAUCAAGUACCUCUUCAGCUGCGAGGCACAAGGUUGGAGGAGAAACGUCGCCGUCGAGGUGGAGGCUUUCACCGCGUUCUACAGGGGGAGCCGCCGCGCGCCGCUGGCCAAGGCGGCGCGGCGCGUGGCCGCCAGCCGCGGGGGGCGGGAGGAGGCCAAGGCUGAUGCCACGAUCGCGUCGCUGCACGCCGCCAGGUUCGCGAACAGCAACCUGAAUGCGGUGCUGGGCGCGCCGAAGGCAGGACCGAAGAACUAUGGGAGCCCGCCGCAGCAGUUGAGAAUGUGGAUGCGCUUCGCGGGGUCGAUACGGAACGCCCUGACGGUGGGGUUCAUGGUCUCGUCGUUGACGAGGUGGAUGAUCUCCUUCGUGCUCCAGUCUGAGUUCAGAGUGGCCGUCAUCGGCGUCGAUGAGGGUGGCAACCGCGAUCCGUGCGGCCUCGUGGUGGGCAUCCAGCUGGCUCUCGCCUCCGUGUCGCAGGUGGACCCCUUGGACUUCUCGGCCGUGCAGGCGCAGGUGUCCUUGCCCGCCGCCGCGUCCAUUGCCGGAGGCGUUGACGUCGAGGGCAUUGUCGUUGGCGAAGGGGUUGGCGGCGUUGUAGCUGGCGGCGUUGCCGCUGGCGGCGUCGUAGCUGUGGAAUUGCUAGAGUUUGUCUUCUCGUUCUACGGCCGCGUGCAGACCGUGCACAUCGCUGCGCGGCGGAGCGCUCGCGGGCGUGCCUGCGGCUUCGUGGAGUUCAGCUCCGCGGAGGAGGCCCGCGUCGCCCCUCCGCGCGGCGGGGCGGGCGAGGUGAUCGCCAUGGUGGGAGCUUCCACUGAGUGGAACAGGCCCUCGUACUUUGCGAUGAAGUACUUGCAGGCCAAGGGAUACCGCGUGAUCCCCGUGAAUGCGCGCGCCAAGGGCCAGACGAUCUUGGGCGAGACAGUGUACGGGGAUCUUGCGGAGAUUCCGUCGGACGUUCGGAUCGACAUGGUCGAUGUUUUCCGGAAUUCGGAAGCCGCGGGCGCGAUCACGGACCAGGCGAUCGCCAUGAAGGCGGAGCGGGGGAUCACCACGGUCUGGCUGCAGCUUGGCGUACGGAACGACGCCGCCGCGCAGCGGGCCAGUGCCGCGGGGCUCAGCAUCGUCAUGGACCGGUGCCCCAAGAUCGAGUACUCCAGGCUCUUCCGCGAGCUCGGCCAGCACGGCAUCGAUUCUGGAGUGAUCUCUUCCAAGCGCCGUCCGGUCGGGCGUCCAGCCGCACCUGGCUCCUGGACGCCGAAGGGCGAGAGGCUGGUCAGCUAG
Molecule: messenger RNA, 1428 nt
Organism: Prorocentrum cordatum
Lineage: Eukaryota; Dinophyceae; Prorocentrales; Prorocentraceae
Source: the annotation of a GenBank genome assembly